Penicillium odoratum is the source of this 252-nucleotide messenger RNA. RefSeq lists its product as uncharacterized. The transcript is spliced from 2 exons. NCBI's taxonomy places the organism in Eukaryota, Fungi, Ascomycota, Eurotiomycetes, Eurotiales, Aspergillaceae. Bases 1 to 252 code for a protein of 83 amino acids. The record is from RefSeq and is a predicted model, not a curated record.
AUGGACAUAUUACAUGUCGCACCACGCACACAAGAGGAGCUCAUUGCAUGCCUGACUAAUGCGUUUGAUAACCAUGAGUUCUACGUAUGCCAGAUCCCCGAGGAUUCACCCUGCGUUGAUCGUGGCUUCUGGAUGCAAAUUCAAGGAUAUUUCCCUGGGCCUGGGUUUGAUUUGAUUGAGAAAGCUGCAAGGAGACAUGUCGAUUUGCUGGAACAACUUGUUGAAGCUAAGUUUUUCUAUCGAAUGUUCUGA